Molecule: messenger RNA, 1045 nt
Organism: Ylistrum balloti
Lineage: Eukaryota; Metazoa; Mollusca; Bivalvia; Pectinida; Pectinidae
Product: WD repeat and FYVE domain-containing protein 3-like
Exons: 5
Coding region: 188-1045 (285 amino acids)
Molecular function (GO): protein binding
Source: RefSeq, a predicted model, not a curated record
UCGCCUCCAGUAUGUCAGACAAUUACGGGGACAUUCUGCACCUGUGGCUGCUGUCUGUAUCAACGAACUCACGGGAGACAUUGCUAGCUGUGCUGGCACUUACCUCUACAUCUGGUCCAUCAACGGGGAGGAGAUUGCCUGUGUCAACACAGCUACUCUCCGCAGCCAACAGAUCCUAUGCCUGGCCAUGUCACAGAUUAUUGAGUGGGACAGUCGGAAUGUAAUUAUGACAGGAAGCAGUGAUGGAGUUGUGAGGAUGUGGUCUAUUGAGUAUGUACAAGUGCCAAUUGAGAAUAAAAGCAACAAAAAUGAUGACAGAUGUGAUACUACACCUGUAGUAGAACAGGUGGAAGCAAUGGGCAGUGAAGGGGUCGACAUUCCAAAAACUUCAAGAAAAGAAUCUUGUGCCAGUUACUGUGAUGCAAGGGCUGUAGUUGACAGACUUAGAGACUUCAAAGACCCUGAUCUGACAGCUCGUGAAAUAGAAAUGGGGUCAUCGGCUGAAAGCGAAAGUCACAUUCCCUCACAUUUGCGAGACUCAAGAUGUGAUUUAGAGCGUGAUGGCAGUGUUAUAAGUACAACAAGUAGCAUCAGUGAUAUGUGUCGCGCAGACGAUAUAGGGAGUACGGAUGGAGCAGAGGUGGACCCUGCUCAGGAUGCUCUGGACAUUAUGUACACAUCCAAUAUCAGUGAUACUCAGAUACCUUGUCAGUCUGAACCCUGUCUUUCCGCACUCACAGUUGAUGGUAUCAAUUACAGCCAGAGUCAUCCUGACCUAAAAAUGGGAGACGAGAAGGAGGAGUCGAAUCUGUCAAAGUCUGCUUCAUCAGAAUUUGAGGUCAUAACAGACAGUGAAGUUAAAAACUCGCCUAAAACUAUGGAAGAUCUGCUGAAAAGAAAACCUCGGAAACGCAAUGCACUACGUGAAGGUUUCAGAUGGCAAAGGCAGCUUGUUUUUCGUAGUAAACUUACAAUGCAUACAGCGUAUGAACGGAAGGACAAUAAGGAUCCUGCCGCAGUUACAGCUAUUGCAGUAUCGAAGUAA